ACCACCGCCAGCAACACAACAGUACUUCCUCCACCAGACACGCCCCCACCCCCUGGUGCAUUCACAGUCACCCGGAACAGUCGGACACCCAAGAGCACAACGUCAACAUGAAAACGUCAGGGUCGCUACAAUAUGCUCUGGAUCAGAGGUGGGAUGCAGUCGGGAUCUCGAAAUUUUCCAUUGCGUAACAGAGCUUAGGAGAUCGUGAGAUUUUUUGAAAAAUGACGCCGAAUUCGUCGCCGAUUCAAAGCGCGACAUUCGGCGUCGGUGUGAACGUAGCAUCAUCAAUGUUCCGUCAGCGUGUAGCGCGUCUGUUCAUGGAGUGAAUCGUGCAAAGGGGAGCUGAGACGGAGCGCAGCUUGGCGGCGUGUGAUGAUAGGAGACACGAUGACACUCUUGUCACUUUUGGGUCGGAUCAUGCGUUAUUUUCUCCUCAGGCCGGAGACGUUGUUCUUGCUAUGCAUCAGCCUGGCCCUGUGGAGUUAUUUCUUCCACACGGACGAGGUGAAGACCAUCGUCAAGUCGAGCCGGGAUGCCGUCAAGAUGGUGAAGGGCAAAGUGGCGGAGAUGAUGCAGAACGACCGCCUGGGAGGCCUCAGUGUGCUGGACGCAGAGUUCUCCAAAACAUGGGAGUUCAAGAACAACAACGUGGCCGUGUAUUCUAUACAAGGGAGGCGAGACCACAUGGAGGACCGCUACGAGGUGCUCACCGACAUCACCAACAAGAGCCACCCGUCCAUAUUUGGCAUAUUUGACGGUCACGGUGGAGAGGCAGCAGCAGACUACGUGAAGGCCCACCUCCCUGAGGCCCUGAAGCAGCACCUGCAGGCAUUUGAGCGGGAGAAGAAGGAGAACCCUCUUUCCUAUGCCAGCAUCUUAGAGCAGCAUAUCCUGAAUGUGGACCGAGAGAUGCUGGACAAGCUGUCUGCCAACCAUGAUGAAGCAGGAACCACAUGUCUGGUGGCCCUGCUGUCCGACAGAGAACUCACAGUGGCCAACGUGGGUGACUCUCGUGGUGUGCUGUGUGACAAAGAUGGAAAUGCCAUUGCGCUAUCACACGACCACAAACCCUAUCAACUCAAAGAGCGCAAGAGGAUCAAAAGAGCAGGCGGCUUCAUUAGUUUUAACGGAUCUUGGAGAGUUCAGGGAAUUCUGGCCAUGUCCCGCUCUCUCGGGGACUAUCCACUGAAGAACCUCAACGUGGUCAUCCCCGAUCCAGAUAUUAUGACCUUUGAUCUGGAUAAACUGCAGCCGGAGUUUAUGAUCUUGGCGUCAGACGGCUUGUGGGACGCUUUCAGUAACGAGGAGGCAGUGCGGUUUGUCCGUGAGCGCCUGGACGAGCCUCACUUUGGUGCCAAGAGCAUCGUCCUUCAGUCGUUCUACCGAGGUUGCCCCGACAACAUCACUGUCAUGGUGGUCAAGUUUAAAAGUGGGAUGGGAGGGAACAAGGCUGGGGACUAGGUCAAGUCCAUGGGACAUACAAUAGAACAGGAGGACAGAGAUAGGACAAAGCAUGAAUACUGUACCAGCUGGACAAAUACCUGAUUAUGUUUGGCUCUUAUAUUUCAGACACAAAAAAAAAUACACAACCAGCACAUACUAGACUGGCCUCACAGGCGCUUCUUCACAAGAAACAAUUAGUGCCUAAUCACACUUUACUUUGCGGCUGCAGGGCGUGAAAGAAAAUGUCUGGGGAAACACCAACAAACAUUUUUCAUAUUUCCCAAAAUCGUGACCUCCACUCCAGUCCACCUGCCAUAAUCUUCAGGUGCUGACUACACUUGAACAAUCCGCCACACCUCAAAUUAAUGUCUCUUUUCCACAACACGGCAUUUGUAAAGCUGAGGUUUACAGAGGCUGUAAUACAAUAUGUAUUAUAAUACACAAUAUACAGUCUAUAUACGGUAAUGUCAUGCAUUAAUACAAAUAAAGGCCUCUCCCCAAAUAGACACUUCUCACUAUCUGCAGUUAAGUAAAUAAAUCCACCUGUGGCCACUAUGAGUAUGGAAUAAUUUGUCAUUCCUUCCAAAAUAUGAUCAGUACAACUUCAUGAUAAAAAAUAAUUUUCUUACAUAUCAGCAGUUUUAACCUGCAAUUCCUCAGUAAAAGAGGUUUUAAUGUAUAGAAUCAGAUCGGAUUCAGUACUCUGACCUUUAUUUCAUGCUCGUGCACGUCAAUGGAGCUCAUGAACAAAAUACACUCUGGCAGCACAUUAAGCAGCAGCUAUGAGUUACAUUGCACUGCAGUGCAGCUGCAGCGCUACAGUGCAACAGUAAUAUGAGAAGCUCCUCGGGCAAUAGGGCUGGGGGUGUCAGCUAAAAUUACGGUAAACCAUGACUCAUCACUGAAAAAGUGUUUUCACUGGAAUUUCGUAGGAAAACCUAAAGUUUUUAGGACACAGUAUUCCGUGCAGUUUUUCAUUUAAAAUUCUCUUGAAAACUGGCUCCUUUAUGAAAAAGUCCAAAGCAUUGUCCCCCUUCCCCCCCGAACUUGACCUUUAUAUGCCUUACUGGGGUUUCUUGUGUUGAGCAGAUUGCCAAGUCUGUUUACUGAAUAGUCAUUUUUGUUGUUGUUUUUACAAUAAAAUACAUACUCACUUUAUUUUGAGAGAGAUUUCAUCAUUCAUCACGAUGGCCUCACAUUCAGUAUGAAAAAAAUCUUUACAUGAAAUACCACAAUUGCUCGUAAUGAUUUGGAGUGCAUGACAAAGGUGUGGGUGCGUGGGUCUUCUCCGGGUACUCCUUUUCCUCCCACAUUCCAAAAACAUGCUAAGUUAAUUGGCGACUCCAAAUUGUCCAAAGGUAUGAGUGUGAGUGUGAAUGGUUGUUUGUCUAUAUGUGCCCUGUGAUUGGCUGGCCACCAGUCCAGGGUGUACCCCGCCUCUCACCCGGGAUAGGCUCCAGCAUAUCCCCGCAAUCCUAAUAAGGAUACACAGUAUUGAAAAUGGAUGACUGGAAUACUAAAAUAGUUGUUAAUUGGGUAAUUGAUUAAUCUUUGAUUCAUUGUUGCUACAUAUCUAUUUACUAAAUCUGGAAAAAGCCGGGAAUAGUAUGGAAUUUUCAAAUGUCAAAUCCAUGUAAACCCUGUAUAUCGGUUUAAAUAAAGUGAAAAUCACUGAAUUUGCACAUUUCAUGAUCAAUUACAGGGCAAAAACUUAGGAUGAGCUGCCAUAAUACACCAUAACCUUCUA
Messenger RNA from Doryrhamphus excisus (bluestripe pipefish), 3190 nucleotides. It is a transcript of the gene ppm1la, whose product is annotated as protein phosphatase, Mg2+/Mn2+ dependent, 1La. Gene Ontology annotation, biological process: protein dephosphorylation. Gene Ontology annotation, molecular function: cation binding; protein serine/threonine phosphatase activity. NCBI's taxonomy places the organism in Eukaryota, Metazoa, Chordata, Actinopteri, Syngnathiformes, Syngnathidae. The record is from RefSeq and is a predicted model, not a curated record.